Molecule: messenger RNA, 730 nt
Organism: Ipomoea triloba (trilobed morning glory)
Lineage: Eukaryota; Viridiplantae; Streptophyta; Magnoliopsida; Solanales; Convolvulaceae
Exons: 6
Coding region: 143-562 (139 amino acids)
Source: RefSeq, a predicted model, not a curated record
AUGAGUGUUAUCAUAAUUUUUGCUGGAAAAUUGAAGCUUGUAAGCGGCGUUUGCAUGUGUUAACGUCCUCUCAUGAUCCUAGAUCAUUAAAGGAGUUUAAUACUGUAGAUGUUGAGUUAUCCUUUGUGGUUGGAUCGUGAAAAUGCAUAUUGGAGGCAACAAGCGAAGGGAACUGGUUGAGAUUGUUGGUGACGGUAUUGACAAAGGGAGCAAACCUUCACUUUCAGUCCAAAGUCACGAAGACGCAGAAAGUCUCAGACUGUUGUCAAAUAUACGAAGAAUGCAAAACAUGUCUCAGAUUUGGGCUUCCAUACAGCAGCCAUUGAGCUCCAGCACACAAUUGACGGUGAGGAUAUACAUGAAAAUUUUCAUUUUAUGCAAUCAGUGUCUAAGAGCAUUCUGCACCUUUUGCAAGGCAUCAGUUGAAAGCUUUGAUCUGAAGAAAUGCUUGAUGACUUUUUUGGGAAUCACCAAGCAUGAGAGACAUUUGAUGCAUCUUGGAAUUACCAUCAGAAAGCAAAGGUGGUGGAGAGGGGAGACUAAUUCUAAAUCAAACAAUUGAGGUUGCUACUACCCUUUCUUCUGUUUAAGGACACCUUACUCAAAUUCCGACCAAAUGAGAGGCAAACUGAUGACUGAGACUGUCAGACUGCAUUGCUGGAAAAUGAUGAUUUCUCCGCCCUUUACGUAAUGAAAAGGAAGGGAUAUUGGAAGUGUUUUACAUGAUGAA